Messenger RNA from Ictalurus punctatus (channel catfish), 2931 nucleotides. RefSeq names its product histone H1. NCBI's taxonomy places the organism in Eukaryota, Metazoa, Chordata, Actinopteri, Siluriformes, Ictaluridae. Gene Ontology annotation, cellular component: nucleosome. The coding region runs from base 560 to 1210 and encodes 216 amino acids. The record is from RefSeq and is a predicted model, not a curated record. Gene Ontology annotation, biological process: nucleosome assembly. The transcript has 9 exons. Gene Ontology annotation, molecular function: structural constituent of chromatin; DNA binding.
AGCGGAGCCUAUAGUCACGCGCGCUGUGCUUUACACUGCCCCCAACGCGCUCUGCUUCCGAUACUACACACACCACUCGACAGCUGCAAAGACAUCAGGCUCGUUCCCAAGGCUCCUCUUUAACUCGGCCCAGAACGCAUACGACGGCAGUGCCUGCUUUUCGCCGGUUUUUACACACCACAUCGCACCAAAUGCGCAGCCCGCCGGCUUGAGCACAACGCGCGCCGCGCCUUUUCAUGUGCGCUGCGCGAGACUGUUGCUCUCUAGCCGGCCAGGCCGGGCCACGGGAGAAACGAGAAAGCCCGUCCUCGCUCAGCGUGUGCUUCAACGUUUUGAAUCUCGUCUUGCGAGUGGGAUUUUCACCGAGAAAUGCCACGAGAAAACACAUCUGAGCGCGCGCCGCGUCCGUGCAUUCAUUCAGCGGCGCCCCGAGUUGAGUCUACAACGCUCUCAUAUCUGUUUUUAAGACCAGCCCCCGGCCCCGGGGAGGGAGGAUCAUCCUGUGUUACACACUAACGUACAGCGUACGACUCGUGUAUUCUACGCAGUUACAAGAGAGAUGGCAGAAGUCGCACCCGCUCCCGCCGCCGCGCCGGCCAAAGCGCCCAAGAAGAAAGCAGCUUCGAGAGCAAAAAAAGCCGGCCCUAGCGUCGGCGAGCUGAUCGUCAAAGCCGUUUCCUCGUCUAAGGAGAGGAGCGGCGUGUCUCUCGCUGCUCUGAAGAAAGCGCUGGCUGCCGGCGGAUACGAUGUGGAGAAGAACAACUCCCGCGUCAAAAUCGCCGUUAAGGGUCUCGUGACUAAAGGCACUCUGGUGCAGACCAAAGGGACCGGCGCGUCUGGCUCUUUCAAGCUGAACAAGAAGCAGACCGAAGCCAAGAAGCCCGUGAAGAAAGCCGCGCCCAAAGCGAAAAAGCCCGCCGCCAAAAAGCCCGCCGCUACUAAGAAGCCCAAGAAGGUAGCGGCCAAGAAACCCGCCGCCGCGGCCAAGAAGUCUCCUAAGAAGGCGAAGAAGCCCGCCGCCGCCGCAAAGAAAGCCACCAAGAGCCCGAAGAAGGCGAAAAAGCCCGCGACCCCUAAAAAGGCAGCCAAGAGCCCCAAGAAAGCGAAAGCUGUCAAGCCCAAGACCACAAAGCCUAAAGCGGCAAAGGCGAAGAAGGCAGCACCCAAAAAGAAGUCAGUCUCCCCGGCGCGCGCGCACAGACAUAUGUAGUCAAAUCGGAGGAGCGAGCCAUAAGAUCUGUUAUGACGUCACGUUCAGAGUUCUGCGGCGUUGUGCUGGAUGGAGCUUGACUGCCCUCGUGUGUCCAAACUCAGGAACGGCAGUUUCCCUCAAGGGAUCUGGAUGUUCAGCUGGUCUCAGAUCAAGCAUCCUCCUCUGUACUGACUCCACUAUCCCCAGCUUCAUCCUAUUCAUUAGAUUCCACAAUUGUCCUGGAGUCCACACGAAAGAGUAGGAACCCAACAGGGUUAAUGGAGCAGAAUGAAGCAAGACAGGUAAGCUUUGAAUAAAUGCAUUUAAAAUCCUCAAUUACGUAAUUGUUUAUUAUUGAUACUUAUCUGUAGAAGUGUUUUGUAAAUGUAUUCUCGACAUAAAGGAAAGGCAUUAAAAAUCCUCUUAAAUUUCCAUGAGCAUGUCAUAACGAUGUAAGAUGUUUUGACAGAAAGUUGAUUGUGUUCUGAGGGCCAAUCCAAAGGGUGAGGAAAUCUUCAAGGAGUAUGAAAAGACCAAAACACUAACAUGUCUGCAACCAGGACGUUCACCAUCUGUUUACGUGUGGCAUAUGUUAGAGCUACAUGGGAUGAUUCCAUGGUCAAGUGUGAAGACCAAUUAUGCACUGGGAAUUGUGACACUUUUUCCAUACCUCCAAGAUCCUUUCUCCAAACAUGGAUAUGAACACUACUAUGAUCCUUUAGGGUAAUACUGGCUUCAUUGCAUGCAGGAUCAAGACAGUUCAACAUAACACCUGUGCUGGCUCCCGGUGUUAUUCCAAGACUGUUCUUCAGGAUGGUCCAAAAAACAGACAAGAAUCUCUCUUAACUUGUCAACAGCGAUUUGGUGAGGAGUGCAGGGAGGCGAUAUCUACAAUACGACAUUUCACUGAUGAGAAGAUGAGCGACUUUCCAGUAUUGACCGAAGAUGGUCGGUGAGGAUGCAUCAUCUUCAGUCCUGGAUUUGUUCACUUGUUUCCUUGCUGUAUCUGGAUUGAUCGACCACGAUUUCUCCAUGAUGUUUGGUGACAAAGUGUCUCAGAAGUUCCUGGCAAUGUGGUCAAUAUUCUUCAAGCCAAAAAUCAUUGCAGACUGCAAGACUCUUAAGAAUAUGGGCGAGCUGCUGUCAGGAACUGAACCUGAAUCUGAGGACUACAAUGCGACAUGUCCUCAAUCCUUUUGCAGCUGCAUCUGCUCCCUCUAACCUCAAGAGGCCAGAAAAAAAUAUCCAAGAUCAGUUCAGCUCAAGCAACCAGCCAUCUUGUGAGCUGUCUUAAGGAAGGAGCCAGUGUGAAUACCUUCAUUGAGAGUGCUGACACAAGACAACCAUUUCUCCUCUGCAUCGGUGAGCGAAAGAAGGAUAUCCCAAAGUUCUACGUUAUUAUCGACCAAAAGGCGAUCCCAUGUAAGGCGCACACAUCAGUGGCAGCUUUUGAUGAACUGUUCAAAGCUCACUAUGUCUUCAGUUUCUGAUAUGAUGAAGCUCUUUGUGAUUUCUACACAUUUAUCCAAACCACUAUAUAUAACAUCGAUGUCGGAAGAGCAAUGGAGAGCCUGCGUGUUAAAGAACUUCGAGCAUGAUUGCUGCAGCGAGAUUAACUGCCUUGAAGAUGUUCACAUGUUUUGUAUGUAAAGCACACCUUAGAACUUGUUUGGUUCUUCGUCAACAUUUAAAAUUUCAACAUGGUUUAUAUCCUAGCAAAAAGUUACAUUUAAAAUGUG